Molecule: messenger RNA, 875 nt
Organism: Alternaria alternata
Lineage: Eukaryota; Fungi; Ascomycota; Dothideomycetes; Pleosporales; Pleosporaceae
Product: golgi apparatus membrane protein-like protein tvp23
Exons: 2
Coding region: 144-785 (213 amino acids)
Biological process (GO): vesicle-mediated transport; protein secretion
Cellular component (GO): Golgi membrane
Source: RefSeq, a predicted model, not a curated record
GGGGAAGUCGCAGCUCCACCAAAGCUCCCCCCGAAACGCCGAUCGCCGACGCGUCCCUGAGAAAGCCACGUGAAGCUGAUCUUCAACACGUCUCGGGCUGUUUCCCAAUAGCACACCACUCCCACCCCCACGGCAUAAGGAAUAUGGAGAACGCACAACAAGCGCCAGAGCCUGGCUCGCUGAGCUGGAGACUCAGUAGUCAUCCCAUCACACUACUUACUUUCCUGUUCUUCCGCAUCUCCUCCCUACUAGUCUAUAUCCUUGGCCUCCGCCUGCUCACCUCCAACUUCGUCCUCAUCUUCAUCAUCACCAUCCUCCUUCUCGCAGUCGACUUCUACUACCUCAAGAACAUUGCGGGCCGCCGCUUGGUCGGACUACGAUGGUGGAACGAAGUCGAUGCCAAUACUGGGGACGGCCGCUGGGUAUUUGAGAGUCUAGACCCGGAAACCGGACGCCAGAUCAAUGCGACGGAUAAGAGGUUCUUCUGGUUGGCGCUGUAUGCGCAGCCCGUGUUGUGGGUAUUGCUUGCGAUUGUGGCUUUAGUGAGCUUUGAGUUUAUUUGGUUGACGCUUGUCGGUACGUAUCGCCCAGGGCAGACAAAUGAUUCUUGUGCUAACGCGUUUCAUCCAGUCAUCGCACUCGUGCUUACCAUCACGAAUACACUCGCCUUCUCUCGUUGCGAUAAGUUCAGCCAAGCGACUGGCUUCGCCUCGAACGCCAUGUACGGUUCGGGUCUUGCAAGGAACUUGGCUGGCGGCUUGAUGUCAAGCAUACUCAGGCGGUGAUACAUGGACUUCGGAGACGUGCGCAGAAUCUCUAAUUUGUGACAAAAGCAGGAUAUAUUGUAGGAUUAGGCAUAUGAUCUAUUACUCGGA